AUGUUUGCUGCUCGUCGUCUUACCGCCGGUGUCCCUCGCACCUUGUCCCAGAGGGCCCUUUUCCACAGCACGGCACCCGCUUUUGUACAGAAGGGAGACGCCAUCCCCGACCUUGAUGUCCUGGUUGAGAACUCGCCCGGCAACAAGGUGAACCUCGCCAAGGAGCUCAAGGGCAAGGGCGUCAUCGUCGGUGUUCCUGCUGCCUUCAGCCCCGCCUGCUCUGCCACCCACGUUCCUGGAUUCAUCAACCACCCCAAGCUGAAGGAGGCCGGUCAGGUCUUCGUUGUUGCAGUCAACGACCCUUUCGUCACCAAGGCAUGGGCUACCUCCCUUGACCCCGAGGGCAAGAGCGGCAUCCGCUUCUUGGGUGACCCCAGUGGCAAGUUCUCCGAGGCCCUGGAUGUGACCUUCGACAGCGCUUCCAUCUUUGGAAACAACCGCAGCAAGCGUUACGCCCUGCUUGUCGAGAACGGCAAGGUCAAGGAGGCUUUCGUGGAGCCCGACAACAUUGGUCUUGACGUCUCUGCGGCCGAGAAGGUCCUGGCCUAA
Molecule: messenger RNA, 549 nt
Organism: Aspergillus luchuensis
Lineage: Eukaryota; Fungi; Ascomycota; Eurotiomycetes; Eurotiales; Aspergillaceae
Product: peroxiredoxin family protein
Exons: 5
Coding region: 1-549 (182 amino acids)
Biological process (GO): hydrogen peroxide catabolic process; cellular response to oxidative stress; cell redox homeostasis
Cellular component (GO): cytoplasm; mitochondrion; peroxisome
Molecular function (GO): thioredoxin peroxidase activity
Source: RefSeq, a predicted model, not a curated record